This is a messenger RNA of Pistacia vera, 2514 nucleotides long. RefSeq names its product putative wall-associated receptor kinase-like 16. Gene Ontology annotation, biological process: protein phosphorylation; cell surface receptor signaling pathway. Bases 19 to 2253 code for a protein of 744 amino acids. Lineage: Eukaryota; Viridiplantae; Streptophyta; Magnoliopsida; Sapindales; Anacardiaceae. Gene Ontology annotation, molecular function: ATP binding; polysaccharide binding; protein serine/threonine kinase activity. Gene Ontology annotation, cellular component: plasma membrane. The transcript has 3 exons. The record is from RefSeq and is a predicted model, not a curated record.
ACACGUGUACGGUGCAAAAUGGGAGUUUCUUACCAACUCAUGCUACCGCAUAUGCUACUAACGGCAGCUGCUACUGCAGCAUUAGUAUCACAUCGUAUUGCCGAGACUGUCUGCGAGGAUCGCUGUGGAGACGUCGUAAUCCCAUAUCCGUUUGGCACAACCACUGGUUGUUUCCUUGAUGAUAAUUUCUUUAUCACUUGCAAGAAAUCAUCUAAUCCUCCACAACCAUUUUUACGGAAAUCAAAUAUUCUUGUGACAAACAUAAGCAUUAAUGACGGCAGGUUGCAUGUCAUGAGCACUGCAGGACGGGACUGCUACCGUGAGGGGGGAGAGUCUGAUCCGAUUAGCACCCGCCGCAUGUUUUCUUUAUCCGAAUUCACCAUCUCCAGCACCGAAAACAUGUUCACAGUUAUUGGCUGUGACAGUUACGCUUACAUUGAAGGGUACAUCCGUAAUCGACUGUACACAAGUGGCUGUAUGUCCUUUUGUGAUAAACUUGACGAUGUCGAAAACGGAACUUGCGCCGGCACUGGGUGUUGCCAAAUAGAGAUUCCAAAAGGGCUAAAACAAAUCAAUUACUCAGCCCAUAGCUUUGACAAACACGAAAGUGUAUUGGAGUUUAAUCCAUGCACCUUUGCAUUUGUCGUUGAAAAAACCAAGUUCAAUUUCUCCUCCAGUUAUAUUUGGAAUAUAACAGAGGAAGUUCAUACUGUGCUUGAUUGGACAGUGACUGACCACGGCGAAUGUGAAAAUGGAAGCAGCUCAUCGAUGAAUUACGCAUGUAAAGAAAACGCCAAGUGUAUUGUUCCUGAAGAUGGCAGUCCCGGGUAUCGUUGCCAGUGCCAACCUGGUUACGGAGGGAACCCAUACCUCCCUAAUGGUUGCGAAGACAUCGAUGAAUGCAACGAUUCAAGGCUCCAUAACUGUACACACAAAUGUGAAAACCAAGUGGGAAAUUACACUUGCAGUUGCAGAAAGGGGUACCAUGGUGACGGAAGAAAAGAUGGAACCGGUUGUACACUUAAUCAAUUAUCAGUCAUUAAGGUCGCUCUUGGUGUUGGCAUAUUCUUUGUGGUUCUGCUUGUGAGUAGCUCUUGGCUCUACUUGGUUUUGAAGAGGAGAAAGCUCAUGAAGCUUAAACAAAAGUUCUUUCAGCAAAAUGGUGGUUUACUUUUACAGCAGCAACUCUCCAAACGAAGUACAUCUUCUGAAACAGCAAAAAUCUUUGCUGCAGAAGAACUCAAAACCGCUACCAACAACUAUGAUGAGAGUAGAAUCAUUGGCCGGGGAGGCUUUGGCACUGUAUAUAAAGGAUUUUUAGCAGACAAUAGACCAGUUGCCAUAAAGAAGUCCAAAAUAAUAGAUAAAAGCCAAACUGAGCAAUUUGUUAAUGAGGUGGUUGUGCUCUCACAAAUCAACCACAGAAAUGUGGUCAGGCUUUUGGGUUGUUGUUUAGAGACUGAAGUCCCUUUACUAGUUUACGAAUUUGUCAACAAUGGUACACUCUUUGAGCACAUCCACAAUAAAGACAAGGCACCCACCAUUUCUUGGGAAAAUCGUCUAAGAAUAGCUGCAGAAACUGCAGGAGUGCUAUCCUAUUUGCACUCGGCUGCUGCUACUCCAAUUAUACAUAGAGAUGUCAAGUCCACCAAUAUACUCUUAGAUCACAACUUCACAGCAAAAGUGUCUGAUUUUGGAGCUUCAAAGUUGGUCCCAAUAGAUGAAACUCAAUUAUCCACAAUGGUGCAGGGCACUCUUGGGUACUUAGACCCGGAAUACUUGCAUACUAGCCAAUUGACCGAGAAAAGUGAUGUCUACAGUUUCGGAGUUGUCCUUGCGGAGCUAUUGACAGGAAAGAAGGCACUUUUGUUUGAAAGGCCUGAGGAGCAGAGAAGUUUGGUUAAGUAUUUCGUUACUUCAUUGAAAGAGAGUUGUUUGUUUGAAAUUCUUGAGAAUCAUAUCGUAAACGAUGGGAAUGAAGAGCAGCUCAAGGAAGUGGCAGAGCUAGCAAAAAUAUGCUUAAACGUGAAAGGGGAGGAGAGGCCUACAAUGAGGGAAGUAGCAAUGGAAUUAGAUGGAUUAAGAAUGAUGCAUAAACAUUCGUGGGUUAAUGCCGAAUUGAAUCCUGAAGAGACAGAGCGCUUGAUCUAUGAUAACUCAGAUGUUUAUAAAUAUGGUGAUGGUAGCAACACAACUGCGGGGUACGACAGCCUCAAAGACCACGUACUGGAAGUGCUCGACGACGGGAGAUGAUUAUUGCUGCAUGAUCUUACGAUUAUAUCUAUUCCUAUGGACUUCGUUAUCCAAUAAGACACUGUCACUGUCAGAGUUUGAACAUUUUUAAAAAUGAUUUAGCUGUAGUUUCAUGUAUAAGUCAUUUUAAUUUUGUUAUUGUUUUUUAUUUGCACUUUCAUUUUCAGAUCGUAAUGUAUUACAAAUGAACUUGGUUUUGUGAAAGUUAUUUACUGUCAUAUAUGAUAUAUCUGAGUUCUAUGGAAACCCUGCACCACCUUU